AUUUGAAAUAUGGGUACAACUGACAGCAAAGAAAUUGUCAAGAAUGACCCCAGGUUUGAGGAUAGUGAGUCCCAACAAAAUGUUCAUGCUCCAGGCCCUUCACGGCAAAGUCCUGAAGAAGAGAAAUCGUAUAUGAAAUCAAAACCAAAUCAUGAGCUAGAUGAAGAGACUAAAUAUAGCCAAUAUGAGACUCCUGGUAAGUUUCAGAGCAAGAGAAAUCAGGUAUUCACUGGUAUGACUCGAAGAGUCCUGAAGAAUAAGGAGAAGUAUUCUUCAAGCAAGGAGAAGGCUCAUAUGUCAAAAAUUCAGGGAAGCUAUGGGCAAUAUAAAAAUGUUGAUACGGAUGGAAUCGAGUGGGUCAAGAAAGAGGAAAUUAUAGACACUAGGCUAAUUUCAUCAAAGCCUCAUGGCUCAAGAGCGCCAAAAGGGAAAUUUUCAGGCACAGGAUCAUCAAAUAGGACUUGGAAGGCAAGAAGUGGGGUGACUAUUAAUUUGCCACCCAAAGCUCUUGCUACUAUUUUGAGUUAUGAUAUGGCAAGUUACAGAAAGUAUAUGAGCGUAUGUGCUGAUUGGCAUGUUACCAUCAAGGAAGCUCUUGACCAGCAUUUCAAUAGGGUUGAGACCGAAUUUGUGUUAAAGUAUUACCAAAAUUUGCUAUUCACAGAGUCAUUCACAUCCUCAUCAGAGAUUAAAUUUUGAGGUAAAAGAGGUAUCAGGAUUGAUCGAGUUAUGGUCUGUGAUAUUCUAAACCUCAAAGAUCAUCUAAACAAGACACUAACUAUCGGAUAUACCUUCAGCUAUUAUGGUGAGCCAAAGGAAAAAUAAGUUCAAAGCCGAAUAUAGAAUUGAUGUAUGCAAAAAGAGAAACAGGAUGGUCUGGAUGCAUGUCGAUAGAGAAACUGGUUGUACCUACCAGCAAACAAUAUUCCAAUCUUGUCCUGAAGACAAAAUAGAAUUUGCACUGAGUUUUUAUUCUCUCAGAGGACUAGUUGAUGUAGAUAGUAUUGAGUGGAAUGAUCCACAGAUCUCUAAGACACCAAAGACCAACACUCUGAGCUAUAAUAAGGAUAUGAUGGAGAUCGCCACUGAUGAUCGAGCUAUAAAAAUAUAUGCUGACAUCAACAGAGUAUGAGAACUGGAAGAUACGGUUGUUGAAUGGUAUGAGCAGAAAUAUUAUGAAUACAAAUCAGAGAUAGUUGAUUUCUCCUUCCUACAAGAUUUAUUCCAAAUCAAUUGAGUUGAGUACUCUGGUGUAGAUAAUAAAGUGGUAAGACUCCACACUAAAGCUAUGAAGGAAGGGUCUCUUCCCUUUGCACACUUUGGCCUCGGAGUUAUUAUCAAGAAUCAGAAGGAUAUUAUAAGAAAUGAGGUAAAAAGGAAAGGCAUACUGUCAGAAAGAGAAAAGGAUAUCGAACUAAGAGUGGGCGAUGAGUUUAUAAUAUACAUUACUAAGGCAAAAUCUUCGGAGAAAUAAGACCUCUAGAAUGGAAAUAUUUAAUUCUUAACUGGCUUUCUAAUAAAUUCAACUU
Messenger RNA from Moneuplotes crassus, 1529 nucleotides. NCBI's taxonomy places the organism in Eukaryota, Ciliophora, Spirotrichea, Euplotida, Euplotidae. The record is from the annotation of a GenBank genome assembly.